AUGGCACCAGGUAGCUUACCCUCUCCUCCCGCCGAGGAACAUAAGUCGACCCUUUCUCGAAAGAGCACAUCCUCAAGUACCAAGUCUGUCAAGCCUGUGCACCGCACAUCCAAGCGAGCCAGCUCAAGUGCUGCCACAAUUCACCACCACGACCAUGUCACACAUACAACUGGCAUGGACGGUCGCCAUAAGCGUGUCUGGAAGGCUUGUGAACGAUGUCGUAUGAAGAAGACCAAGUGUGACGGUGAAUUCCCAUGCAAGCGAUGCAAGGACGAUGGUCUGGUCUGUACUGCCGGCGUACGAAAGAAGAUGGAAUACAAGCAGCUUCCUAGAGGUUACGCUGAGGUUCUCGAGAACACACAAUUCGCUCUCAUUGCUACUGUUCACAAGCUCUACUCAAUGGUCCGAAACAACCAAUCGUGGGACUUGGGUGAGCCCGAACUCAACGACCGCGGCCAGCCCGUAAUCCACAACAUCGCCCAGAAGCUCGGCUGCAUCCGCCCCAACAGCGAUAUCGAUCUUCCCGUGCACUCGGUAUUCCCUGAAGACGAGGCCGGCAUGGCUGAGCUGGCGCGACAGCUCGAAGAUCAACAAAAGGAGCAUGGUACCCUGAAGGACUCUAUUAAGGACACAGAUUCUUCCGUGUGCAACCGAACCGAGCGAGCGUCAUCAUCGGAGCUCGAUCACUCCGACUUCGAGCACGAUUACCGAAAGGCCGCCUUUGGUAACACCAACGCCAUGACCCUCUCACCGCAAAGCUUCGCAGGCAGCGCCGACUUCGACUUUGCCCCUCCGCCACCCGAGAUUGACACCGCAAGCCUAUUCCCCUCGCAAUCCCCCUCGAUGAGCAGCUUCCCCGCCUGGGCAAUGGCCAAGCCCCAACCCAGCGACCUCACCAUGCAAUUCCUCCAACAACAACAAAACGGCAUGCUGGCAAACCUCGAUAUGUUAAAUCAGGGUCUCGUUGAAUCAGAAUUCGGAACAAUUAAGCCUCACGUCCUCUCAUGUCCCAACCCCGAAGUGAUGCUGGGCAUGGGCGAUCCCAUGAUAUAUUCUGGCUACGACGGCGAACCGAUGCGACUAUAA
Fusarium sp. VM40 is the source of this 1086-nucleotide messenger RNA. The record is from the annotation of a GenBank genome assembly. Lineage: Eukaryota; Fungi; Ascomycota; Sordariomycetes; Hypocreales; Nectriaceae.